Messenger RNA from Uloborus diversus, 942 nucleotides. RefSeq names its product homeotic protein ultrabithorax-like. Lineage: Eukaryota; Metazoa; Arthropoda; Arachnida; Araneae; Uloboridae. Gene Ontology annotation, molecular function: RNA polymerase II cis-regulatory region sequence-specific DNA binding; DNA-binding transcription factor activity, RNA polymerase II-specific. The record is from RefSeq and is a predicted model, not a curated record. The coding region runs from base 76 to 942 and encodes 288 amino acids. Gene Ontology annotation, biological process: negative regulation of transcription by RNA polymerase II; anterior/posterior pattern specification. The transcript has 2 exons. Gene Ontology annotation, cellular component: nucleus.
CCGUUCACGCGCGUCCGAAACCUCCAAAUUCCGAACUCGGAUGUAGAAGAGUGCGGACGCACGCAUCCCACCACCAUGAACUCGUACUUCGACCAGGGCGGCUUUUACAACGGCCAGUCCGAGCAGUCGUACCGAUUUCCGCAGGGGCUGUUGGUGCCGCCGUACCCGCCUCAGCCGAGCGCCGCCGCCCGGGCGCAGCCCGCGCACGAGAACUCCGCCGCCGCCUCGUACGCCGCCGUCGACGCCGCCAACAACGGCAGCGCGGCCGCAGCGUCGACCGCCGCGGCGGCUGCCGCAGCCUGUAAACUCUAUUCGAACUCUGCAAGCGAAGCGGGCGGUGGCGGCGGCGCGCUCUUCAAGCCCGAGUGCCUGGCAAAGGAUCAGAAUGGCUUCAACCAGGCCGUCAAGGAGAUGGCCGCUUGGCCAUCUGGCUCUGUGGCCGGCCUGCGGCCCGCCGGCAUGAGUGGCGAUGCCAUGCGGCCCUUUCCCGCCGAAAACUCCGCCACCCCCCGAGUCACAGACGCUUGGUCGACCUGCUGCCAAAGCACGCCUCCUAUGGCUCAAGCACCUGCCAAUGCUUUCUACCCGUGGAUGGCCAUAGCAGGUUGGUGCGCCAACGGAUUGCGGCGGCGAGGGCGGCAGACCUACACGCGCUAUCAGACUCUGGAGUUGGAGAAAGAGUUCCACACCAACCAUUACCUAACUCGACGGCGUCGCAUCGAGAUGGCCCACGCUCUUUGCCUCACCGAACGACAGAUCAAAAUCUGGUUCCAGAACAGGCGCAUGAAGCUCAAGAAAGAGAUCCAGGCCAUCAAGGAACUGAACGAACAAGAGCGGCAAGCGCAGGCUGCCAAGCUGGCAGUGCACCAGAAGACCUCAGCAUCCAGUGGAGGUAACAAUGCCACCAACAAUGAUUCCACUGCAGCGGCAACAAAAACGUAA